Molecule: messenger RNA, 1056 nt
Organism: Lodderomyces parapsilosis
Lineage: Eukaryota; Fungi; Ascomycota; Pichiomycetes; Serinales; Debaryomycetaceae
Gene: ERG26
Product: sterol-4-alpha-carboxylate 3-dehydrogenase (decarboxylating)
Exons: 1
Coding region: 1-1056 (351 amino acids)
Biological process (GO): steroid biosynthetic process
Molecular function (GO): 3-beta-hydroxy-Delta5-steroid dehydrogenase (NAD+) activity
Source: RefSeq, a predicted model, not a curated record
AUGGCAGGAAAUAAGUUAGAAUCUGUCCUUUUAGUUGGUGGUUCUGGGUUUUUGGGACUUCAUUUGAUUCAACAAUUUGUCUCUCAUUGCCCAGGAAUAAAGAUUACGGUGUUUGAUGUUCGUCCCUUGCCCAAUAAGUUAUCCAAGUUUUUUACCUUUGAUCCCGAAACGAUUGAGUUUUUUAAAGGGGAUUUAACCGAUGCUGAUGACGUAGCUGAAGCUAUUCGAAAAUCGCAAUGUGAUGUACUUGUCCAUUCAGCAUCACCAAUGCAUGGACUAUCACAAGAUAUUUACGAAAAAGUUAAUGUGCAAGGUACAAACAACUUACUCAAAGUGGCCAGAGAAACAGGUGUUGGAUCAUUUGUGUAUACGUCAUCGGCAGGUGUUAUUUUCAAUGGCCAGAAUGUCAUAAAUGCCAAUGAAACGUGGCCAUACCCAGAAGUACACAUGGAUGGAUAUAACGAAACUAAGGCUAUUGCAGAGACGGCAGUUUUGGAAGCAAACAAUCCCGCAAACGGGUUCAGGACUGUUUGCUUGAGACCGGCUGGUAUAUUUGGUCCUGGUGAUCGUCAAUUGGUCCCUGGUUUGAAAGCGAGUGCCAAAUUAGGUCAAUCCAAAUAUCAACUAGGUGACAACAACAACUUAUUUGAUUGGACCUAUGUUGGAAAUGUUGCUGAUGCGCAUGUGCUUGCGGCGCAAAAACUAUUAGAUGAGACCACAAGAGAUCAAGUUAGCGGAGAGACGUUUUUUAUCACUAAUGAUGCGCCAACAUAUUUUUGGACAUUAGCAAGGACAGUAUGGAAAAACGACGGAAUUAUUGACCCUUAUUAUAUCAAGUUAAAUAGAACUGUUGCCAUCGGAUUGGGUUACAUUUCACAAUUUGUUUCCAACUUUUUGGGUAAAGAACCAGGAUUAACUCCAUUUAGAGUAAGGGUUGUUUGUGCCACAAGAUACCAUAACAUCACCAAAGCUAAGACAUUGUUGGGGUAUAGACCUGCCGUGGAUUUGGAGACGGGUAUCAUCAAUACUCUUGAAUGGAUGAAUGAGAAAUUAUGA